This is a messenger RNA of Anopheles arabiensis, 726 nucleotides long. Its product is annotated as succinate dehydrogenase assembly factor 4, mitochondrial. The transcript is spliced from 2 exons. The record is from RefSeq and is a predicted model, not a curated record. Gene Ontology annotation, biological process: mitochondrial respiratory chain complex II assembly. Gene Ontology annotation, cellular component: mitochondrion. Bases 115 to 453 code for a protein of 112 amino acids. Lineage: Eukaryota; Metazoa; Arthropoda; Insecta; Diptera; Culicidae.
UUUCCCUUUUGCUAUUUUUCAAAACAAAACAUCAUCACCGCUAGCACGAGAAUUCUGCACCUCGGUGAAUAUUCCAUAACACUCCAGCAAACACAAUCACCUCUCAUUUUCGCCAUGAUGACGUCCAAAGUUUUGGUGAACAAAUUUUCCUCCUCCAUCCGGCACGUGUAUGUUGUCAAUUUCGUUCCCUCGCUGUCUUUCUCGACGAACAAACCACCGUCGGACAAACCGGUCAGUCCGCGGAUGGAGGAGUUCCAGAAGAAGCUGCGCGAAAAAACACCCAUCGGCAAGCUGGACGAGAUCGUUGGCAAGCAUCCGUACCAGGAGAAGGAACCGCUCGAGCCGUGGCCAAACAACACGAACCCAAACACGGGCGAAAUCGGUGGACCGAAGGGACCGGAACCGACCCGGUACGGGGAUUGGGAGCGCAAGGGGCGUGUUACAGAUUUUUAGGAAAACAAACAAAACAGAACAGAUUGCACAUGCACACGCACACGGAGUGGGCAUGUAUAACUUAUUUUACUACUUUAUAGUACGGUUGGAUGUUAGCAUUUAGCAAAGUUUGCAUCACGUUCAAGAGAUGUUAGAAUAGGGUCAGCAAGAUGUUAGUAGCGAUUUUCUUCAAACUACACAACACGUGUUAUGUCAUCGUUGUUAGUACAGGUGGGUAAACUCAAAUCAGCUCGUCUUGUUGCACAUCAAUAAAGAAGGAUGUAUUUUUCGGAA